AUGCGAAAUCUGAUUGUUGGCAAAGUUGCUGCCAACUACAACUACCUCGUCUAUUCAUCGUUUGACACAUUAAAUACAGUCCUUUAUGAGGACACACACGUUGGGUAUGACGUUCUGACUCUCCUGUGGAAGCCUGAUGGGAGACAUUUCUGUGUAGUGGGCAACAUCUCCCAACACGCCGAGAUAACUCUAACAGCAGACGUGUUUCCAAAUUCACGUUUUGGUUUUAAUCAGCGACGUCUGCUCGUGGCAACAAACUUGUUAGAACCUGCCUGCAGUACUGUGUCGGCCAAAUCCCCAAAGGUCAUUGCAUUGCCAGGCUUUCCGAGAGCAACCACCAGUGAUUGUCCAUCAAUGAUGAGUGCAUCAAAUAGGAAACUUGAUUCAGUAGGGGAAAUACAUUUAGAGAAUCCCCUCUCUCAAAACCUUGGAUUACACAGAGAGUUAUUGCAGAAAAUGGUCCAAGAAGUGUCUAAAAAUGGCAACUUGGCAGCCAUUCUGUUUAUGCAAAUCAGACGAUAUAACAUCACGGAGCCAGCAGACGGAGAAUGGGGAGUGUUGAACGGAAGUUGGACAGGACUAAUAGGGAUGCUGGCUAGAAAGGAGGUGGAUGUGGUUGUUGCACCACUGGCACGACUGUUUGAAAGGGAGCAAGUGGUUGACUUCACGGCGGGUUAUUUUGUAGACUAUGCGAGAUUUGUCUACAUGAAACAGUCUCCACCGGAAGACAAAUGGUGGACGUACCUCGCUCCUUUCAAGUGGGAAGUGCACCUGUCUCUGCUGGGAGUCUUCCUCGGUGUCUGUGCGAUCGCUCUGCUCAUUGAGCAGUUCCAUCCUCGGAGGAGGGCGAACAGAAACGCUACUGGAAGACUAGAUAUUUUCUGGGGUUUUCUCGGCCACCUCCUGCGGCAAGCUAGAGUCAUUGGAGGUUCCUGGCUGUUUUUCACGACUAUCACGGCAGCAGUGUACAGUGGGAACCUAAUUGCCUUUCUCACAGUAAAUAAAGAACAACUUCCAUUCAAAUCUGUGAAAGAGCUGGUGGGACAAGAGCAAUACAAGUGGGGCAUUCCUGGAGGUUCAGCGUACGUCACACACCUAACGUCCUCAAGCCAACCAGAAUACAAAAGAUUAUGGAAAGGAAUCCUUGAAUUUGCCGAGACAGACCCGGAUGUACUUUCACUCUACUUGGACAUGCAUAUCAACAAAGUACUAGCAGGCCAUUACGCAUUCCUGUUGGGAGAAUAUGCCACGUCGUUCUACUUCUCAAACAACUGUGACGUCACCUAUAUCCCAGAGAAUUCAUAUCGAAAUAUAUUCAGCGUCGCACUACCCAACAACUCUCCAUACACUGCACAGUUUUCAGAAAGGAUCAGCAGAAUGACAGCCAGUGGGGUGUUGGACAAUUUGAAGCUGAAGUAUAUCACUAAAAGUAUCUGCAACAUAAACAAACACUCGACAAAACCUGCACAAUUGGACGACAUUCAAGGGGCCUUCUAUGCUGUGGCGAUUGGAGUUGUGAGAAAACUGAACUGGACGAAUGCCGUGUUUGUAUACGAUUCAUCGGCAGAGUUCUCCAUCAAUGAGUUGACGGUAUUAAUGUCCAACCAACUUAUGACAUACAAGUUGGUGGAAACUGGAGACAACUCUACGAAUAUACGAAAUCUGAUUAUUGACGGAGCUGUUGACAAGUACAACUACAUCGUCUGUUCAUCGGCUGACACGUUAAAUACAGUCCUUUAUCAGCUGGGGUGUGAUUCGCUGAAGAUCUUCGCUGAAGAUCUUCGCCAUUGGUUGCUAAUUACUAUGUCGCUCACGACACAGUUCCAAACUCUACAGGACGUAAUCCACGAUUACCUCCAAAAAGGAGCUCUGACUUGCCUGGGGAUGAACCAGGCCCAGGAUUCUACUCUUGGGUUUUCCUGGUUCCAAAACGGUUAG
Gigantopelta aegis is the source of this 1938-nucleotide messenger RNA. RefSeq names its product probable glutamate receptor. Gene Ontology annotation, molecular function: glutamate-gated receptor activity. The record is from RefSeq and is a predicted model, not a curated record. NCBI's taxonomy places the organism in Eukaryota, Metazoa, Mollusca, Gastropoda, Neomphalida, Peltospiridae. Gene Ontology annotation, cellular component: membrane. The transcript is spliced from 14 exons. Bases 1 to 1938 code for a protein of 645 amino acids.